GUUCCACGGCCACAUUUCCGGGCAUUUUCUGCUGAUCACCACCUUUGCCCGAGUGCUGGGGACCCCGACUUUCCAACCUGCCCAACCCGUGUGGCACCGUGGGGAUGCAAACCCUGACUCAGCCCGCCCGGCGCUCCUGGGAAGAGCCUGACUCACGGGAGCCCAUUGCCGGCUAAUUACGGGCUGUGCCCAUCCCGCCAGCGUGGGAACCGGGGCCACUAAGCCCCUAAAAGCUCCCCAUCAUUCCCGACCCAUUAAUGUUCCUAAUUAGCUGAGCCCGGCGCCUCUUUGUGCCGCCGGGCUGGCUCGGGCUCCCCGAGCGCGCAGCCCCGGCUCCGUUAUGUAACGAUCCCCGCUCUUCCCCACUGCUGUUUUAUCGCAUUUAUUCGCAUGUGCCUCUUCCCCAGCGCCCCUGGGGCGAUGGCCGAGCCGGGCAGGUCCGAGCCGGGCAGGUCCGAGCCGGGCUCGCAGCGCCGCUGAGCAGCCCGAGCAGCCGGGCUGCGCCCGGGGCCCGUUGGGGCGGUUGGGGCGGUUGCCCGGGGGUUAAAAACCGUUCGGCAGAGCCCGAGCGGCUGCCGGCCCCUUUCCCUGGGCUCUGACUUUCAUUCCCGGUCCCUCUGUCCCUUCCUGCCAAGGAAACCAUCUCCACGGCAACCUCCACCCUCCGGGCGCUGCCUGGAGCCGCUCGGCGUCCCCAGGACCCUGGGCAGGAUGAAGCUGCUGGGGGCCGCGCUGGUGGCGCUCGCCCUGCUCCUGCCGGGCGCCCGGGGCAGCGAGGCCUCCCGGACCUGCAUCUUCCAGACCCUCAGCGACUCGGACCACGAGUUCUGCAGGGGGGAUCUGGAAGUCAUCUACCCCGAGGUGGGCGACGUGAGCUGCUCCUACAUCCCCAAGUGCCACGGCUACCGGCAGAAGCUGAGCCAGGAGUGGGGCAAGCCCCGCGUGCGCUACCCCUGGGCCAAGAAGAACAAGAAAUACGUCCUGGUGAUGGUGGACCCCGACUGCCCCAACAGAGCCAACCCCCGGCACCGCUUCUGGAGGCACUGGCUGGUCACUGACAUCCUGGGUUCGGAUCUGAGGGUUGGGAAGAUCAAAGGGAAGGUCCUGACAGACUACGGGCGGCCCAAGCCCUCGCGCUACAGCGGCUACCACCGCUACCAGUUCCGCCUGUACCGGCAGCCGCAGCACCAGACCAUCUCCCUGAGCUCCGAGGAGCAGGAAUCGCUGGGCACCUGGGACUUGAAGGACUUCGUGGAGGAUUUUCACCUGGGCCACCCUGUGGCCUCGACCCAGUUCCUCACCAAAAACUACAAUGAUUAACUGCAGCCAUCCCUUCCUUGCCCUGCACAUCCCCAAGCCACAGAGCCGCCUCUGCCCGGAGCAGAGGGGACCCCAGGACCACUGAGGAUGAGCCCACCCUGCUCCCAGCCCCAGCCCCAGCCCAGCCCUCCCCUCCCAAAGCCAAGUUCUCUUUCCCUCUGGGAUCGUGCCAGGAGUUGUCCCAGCUCGCCUGGCUGUCCCAGCAAUUCUGGCAUCCCCCCUUCUCCCCCCUUCACCCCAUUUCUGACUUGACCCCCUGCAUGUCCCCCUGGCACUUUGGGGACUUUGAUGCCUGCAGCUUCCUGAAUAAAAUUUGGAUGGAGCA
Molecule: messenger RNA, 1645 nt
Organism: Passer domesticus (house sparrow)
Lineage: Eukaryota; Metazoa; Chordata; Aves; Passeriformes; Passeridae
Gene: PEBP4
Product: phosphatidylethanolamine binding protein 4
Exons: 7
Coding region: 712-1320 (202 amino acids)
Source: RefSeq, a predicted model, not a curated record